Molecule: messenger RNA, 1911 nt
Organism: Rasamsonia emersonii CBS 393.64
Lineage: Eukaryota; Fungi; Ascomycota; Eurotiomycetes; Eurotiales; Trichocomaceae
Product: Flavin-binding monooxygenase
Exons: 3
Coding region: 1-1911 (636 amino acids)
Molecular function (GO): N,N-dimethylaniline monooxygenase activity; flavin adenine dinucleotide binding; NADP binding
Source: RefSeq, a predicted model, not a curated record
AUGACGCUCGUCCAAGACCCCCUCCAAGAUCCUGUCCAGCAGAAACAACCUCUUCUCAAUGGACAUGCCGUUCAUGUCGUUCCUACAGACAGCAAUGCCGCUGUCGACGUCGACGUCAACGUCAAAAACACAGUCACAGAGACCACAACAGAAGUAAAGCCUGAGCCUGAAAUUCAAACAAAACCCCGCUUCGAGAUCGAAGAGCACCCCAUCGACCAAGUCCGCGACAUCAAAGUCGGCGUCAUCGGCGCUGGUCUGGCGGGCGUGACGGCCGCAGUCCUCCUCCCAGCCAAACUGCCAGGUCUGGACCUGCGGGUCUAUGAGAAGAAUCCGGAUGUGGGCGGCACCUGGUUCGAAAACACGUACCCCGGCGUGCGUUGCGACAUCCCCGCGCACGUCUAUCAAUCCGGCUUCGCGCCCAACACGCAGUGGACCGAGGAGUUUGCGCAGGGCCACGAGAUCCGCGAGUACUGGCAGUCUGUGGCGCGCAAGUUCGACGCGUACAAGUACUUCCGGUUCCGGCAGAAGGUGCAGCGCGCGGAAUGGGUGGCGGAGGAGACGAAGUGGAAGCUGACGAUUGAGGAUUUGAACAGUGGAGAGGUUUAUGAAGACCGCCUCGACUUCCUCGUCUCCGCCAUCGGGCACUUCAACGCCUGGCGCCUCCCCGACUACCCCGGCAUCGACACCUACCAGGGCGUGCUCUUCCACUCGUCCAACUGGAACCACGACGUCGACCUGCACGGCAAACGCAUUGCGCUGAUCGGCAACGGCGCGUCCGGCCUGCAGGUGCUGCCGUCCAUCCAGCCCAUCGCGGCGCACGUCGACCACUACGCGCGCAACCGCACCUGGGUCGUUGAGGCGUUUGGCCCCGGCGGCAUACGGCGCCUAGAGCCCAACUAUUUUAGUGACGAGCAGAAGGAGGCCUUCAAGGACCCUAAGACGUACCUCGAGUACCGCAAGAAGGUCGAGGCGGGCUUCUUCUCGCGCUUCGGCGUCAUCUUCAAGAACUCGCCCGAGAACAACGCCCUGCGCGAGAAGUGGACCAACCUGAUGAAGGAGCGCGUCAAGGACAAGCCAGAACUGGCUGACCAGAUCAUCCCUGAUUUCCCUCCCAACUGCCGCCGUCCGACGCCCGGGCCGGGCUAUCUGGAGGCGCUGACCAAGCCCAACGUCAGCUACAUCACGACGCGCAUCCAGCGCUUCACGGAGAAGGGCAUCGUCACGGUCGACGGCGUCGAGCGCGAGGUCGACGUGGUGAUCUGCGCGACGGGCGCCAACGUCGACUUUGCGCCGCCAUUCCCCAUCGUCGCCCACGGGGUCAAUCUGCAGGAGGCCUGGAAGCCCGGCGGCAAGUACGGCUUUCCCUACCUGUAUCUGGGGAUGGCAGCGCCGGGCUUCCCCAACCUGGCGUGGGUUGGAGGCCCGUAUUCGAGCGGCUACAGCGGCACGGUGCCCAACAGCUUCGAGAACCAGGUCACGUACAUCGCGAAAGUGAUCCGCAAGCUGCGCAGCCAGGGCAUCGCGACGCUGGCGCCGACAUUCGCGGCCACGGACGACUUUGUCGAGUACUGCGACCGGUUCUACCCGCGGACGGUGUGGACAGGGAACGACGACUCGUCCAAGGACAGCAAGAACUGCAGCUCGUGGUACAACGGGGGGAGACCGGGGGGACGCGUACACGGCCUGUUCCCCGGCAGCGCGGCCACAGCGAACUACAUCCGGCGAGACCCUCGCUGGGAGGACUUCGAGUAUACGUAUACCAACCCCAGUGGCAACCGGUUCGCUUGGUUCGGCAAUGGCUGGCGCGAGAGAGAGAAGCAGCCCGAGGGCGAGGUCGAUUUGACGCCGCAUCUUAAGAUUGAAAGCGAGAUUGAUCUGCGGACGCACUGUGAGGGGUGGUGGGAUGUAUAG